Molecule: messenger RNA, 1386 nt
Organism: Penicillium crustosum
Lineage: Eukaryota; Fungi; Ascomycota; Eurotiomycetes; Eurotiales; Aspergillaceae
Product: putative MFS monocarboxylate transporter (Mct)
Exons: 5
Coding region: 1-1386 (461 amino acids)
Biological process (GO): transmembrane transport
Cellular component (GO): fungal-type vacuole membrane
Molecular function (GO): transmembrane transporter activity
Source: RefSeq, a predicted model, not a curated record
AUGGCAACCACGGAAUCGAAAACCACGGUGGCUGUCUCUGGGAGUGAGGAGGAACAAUUUGGACAGUUGGAUCAAGGGCUUCGCGCUUGGACAGUCGUCUUUGGAGCAUGGUGCUGUCUAUUUUGCGCUUUUGGCUGGUAUUUAUUAUGCCGACCGGAUAACCUGACACGCUUUGUCCCAGCCAUUGGUAUUUUCCAAGAAUACUACCAGAACAACCAAUUACAUUCUUUUUCCGCGUCCAGCAUCUCAUGGAUUCUAUCUUUGGAGCCAUUUGUACUCUUUGCGGCCGGAAUUGUCAUCGGAAGAGUAUUCGAUAAUUAUGGCCCGAAAUGGCUUCUCCUUAUCGGGACAUGUCUUCACGUCUUUGGUAUUAUGAUGACCUCCAUAUCGACGGAGUACUAUCAAUUCUUGCUAGCCCAGGGAAUCUGCAGUCCUCUUGGUGCAAGCUUCGUCUUCUCGUCUGCACUCUCUUGUACCGCAACAUGGUUCGAGAAACGACGUGCCUUGGCCUUUGGAAUCGUUUCCAGCGGCUCGUCACUAGGUGGCGUUGUGUUCCCAACCAUGUUGUCUCGGCUCUUGCCUAGUAUCGGGUUCGGGUGGUCUCUACGUAUCUCUGGAUUUAUCAUCCUCGCACUCCUGAUCAUUGCCAACCUGACUGUCCGAUCGAGAAUACGAAAUGUUCCGCGGCCAGUGAAGCUGAGCGACUAUACGAGCCCGUUUUCGGAGGUACCGUUUAUCUUGCUUAUGCUGGCAUCUUGCUGCGGAUUCUUCGCCAUGUUUGUGCCAAUCAGUUAUGUCGUCGUAGAAGCCCAGGAGGAUGGAGUCAACCCCAGCCUAGCUGGGUACUUGUUGACUAUACUUAAUGCCGCCAGUCUCCCUGGUCGAAUUCUGCCAGGCUACCUAGGAGACAAACUGGGCCGAUUCAACGUCAUGAUCACCAUGUGCUCCUUGUCUGCCAUCGUUAUUCUAGCCCUCUGGCUUCCUGGCACUCUUCUCUCACCAGGUAGUGCAGCCGUCUAUAUCGUCUUCAGCAUGUUGUACGGGUUUGCAUCGGGUGCAUUUGUGGGCAUGGUACCCGCCCUGCUGGGCCAGAUAUCGCCCGACGUGACUAAAAUCGGUGUUCGUCAGGGCGUUUUAUUUAGUUGCAUCAGUAUUGCAUCGCUCACGGGAAGUCCUAUUGCUGGGGCAAUCUUGAGCCGACAAAAUGGGACCUACUGGGGAUUGCAGGUCUUUUCGGGGGCAAUGAUGGUAGCAAGUGUAUUCUUCUUCAUUGCGGCGAGAGCGAGCCUUUAUACAUGGCUACCACAGAGCUGGGCCAUGACAACACCCAAGUUGGUCAUACCUUUAGGAUGGUCAGUCAUCCAACGGAUGGAGACUUUGUUGUAA